Messenger RNA from Branchiostoma belcheri (Belcher's lancelet), 3773 nucleotides. Its product is annotated as cerebellar degeneration-related protein 2-like. The coding region runs from base 154 to 1560 and encodes 468 amino acids. The record is from RefSeq and is a predicted model, not a curated record. The transcript is spliced from 6 exons. Lineage: Eukaryota; Metazoa; Chordata; Leptocardii; Amphioxiformes; Branchiostomatidae.
AGCCGACCCCCAAUACCCACCCUGCCACGUACAUAGAUGUCAGAACCGAGUUACGGUGGGGUACCGGUGGCUGUAAAGCCCAGGUACGGGAAUAACCACAGGUAGCCUCUCUCGGCCUUCUCACAGCUGAUCGAAGGUCUGAUCAGCAGCUGUAUGUCGGGAAUGAAAAUAAUGGAAGAAGAAGAGAAUCCCGAGGAGGCGGAUCUGGGAGUGGAAGACGAGGACUGGUACCAAAAUGAUCUCCAACUUGCUGCCGAGUUGGGGAAAACCUUGUUGGAGAGGAACAAAGAACUAGAAGGCGCCCUGAGACAGGCGCAGCAGAUCACGGAAGACCAGGCGCUCGAAAUAGAGUAUCUAGCCCGGCAGCUGGAGGAACUCCGCGAACUGAGCGAGUCGCGAGCCCGCCUGGCCGAGCAGCUAGACGGCAACUGUCAGGAGUUGGAACGGACCAAUCAGCGGGCAGAACGGGAAAAGGAGGCUUUGCAACAGAGAAUAGACAAGCUUUGUGGGGAUAUCCAGUCGUUAGAACAGCGAUGCGAAGAACACCAGGCGACCAUCGACGAGCUGAAGCAGCAGGAGCGCCUGCGCAGAAAGAGGGAGCGGAGGAAACAGACGAACAGCACGCCCAGCUCGCUGGAGGUGGUAGGAGAGUUCAGACGUGCCAACAGUCUAGACAACACCUACUCCAACGUGUUCCUGGCGAACAACCCGUACGAGUCCGAGAUCAAGGCUCUACAGGACCAGGUCAAGACAGCGCAGGCACAGCAGAAUUUCGAGAAGCGGAAGCGUGACGAACUGGAGAUGGAAGUGUCCGUGUUGAUACACGAGAACCAGACUCUGGAGAAGCGGGCCCAGGAGUUGGAGAUAGACGCCCUCCGUACCAAGGAGCUCGAGGAUGAGCUCAGACAGAUGCAGGACAUGCAGGGGAACGUCUGCCUUAGAUGUAUGAAAUCUAUGCGGAACGAAAGAAGACCGCGGAGUAAAAGUGGCGAGAGUUUAUCAAGUCUAUCAGAGUUUAAACACAGAAUCCAUCAGGACAUAGAAGAGGACAAUGUUGAACUUGACGACACGGCAGGCGCCAAUGGCGGGGUGGUGAACGGGGACUUGGACAGUGACGACAAAGGGUUUAGCACUGCUUCUUCGGACCUCUCGCUCAAGCGCAGCGAGUCGGACGACAUGAUGCAGAACCCUCCCAAGUCGGGGGUGUCGCUGCUGACGGAGAUAGACGCACAGUACCACGCCAUGAAGCAGAAGUACGAAACCCUCCUGUCCAAACUGUUGCCCACAGAGUUACAGCCCGAUCACGAGCAGUUACCGCACGCCAACUCACCCUACCUGAGACGCAGACUGAAAUCAGAAGCGUCGGCUGUGGCUGUAGAGAGGUCUAAAAGCAGAGACCAACUCCACCUCCUGAUUAGCAAAGCCGUACAGACGUCACAACCUGUGUCCAGAAAAACGUCAGACGAAAACAUCCCCUCGGAAAGUAGCCCACCAGAAUAUAAGUCUUUAUUUAAGGAAAUCUUUAUGACCUUGAGAAAGAGUAAAUUUGAAGAGUCGUAGAGAUGUACAACAACUGUGGGCCGACAGCAGACACGAUGUUGUUUGAUAAAAUCUGGCUAUUUGAGUGAUCACACUAAAUAUACAGACUUUUGAUGACGCUGCUAGUGAUAGAAACGGACGAGAUAUGGGUGCAUGAUAGUUUCGUGCCACUGAGUAUUGGCUAUUGGACUGUGGGCAUGAAGCCAGCUAGCUGGAACUUCCUCAGUUAUAUUCUUUGGUGUAAUUUGAAUGGACGUUCUCUCUAGGAAAAUGUGAAAGGGACUAUAGGGAUUCGACAUGACAGGAUUGUGGUGUAAAAUUGCAGAGUUGAAAGUGGCGGGAGUACAGUGUUGAUGGACGGUGUGGGUUUGAGUAGUUGGUGAGGAUUAUGUGAUGGAGCAGCAGAUAGAGAUGAAGGUAAGCGGCAGAGCGAUCGAUGGAGAAAGGAGAUUAAGACUGACGUGAUCUUGACGUCACGGUUGGUACUUAAGAAGGAAAAAUGUCGGUUCAGUAAAAGUUUAAUGGUAAUGUAACCCCCUCUCGUUUGGGAUCGAUUCACGACUGUUUACAGACAGAUCGACUGGUGGUACUGUAGAUGGCACGCAGUUCAGUUCGGGAAUAACAACUAUUUUCCUACGAUUCUUCAUCUAGAUAUUGUAAGAUACUGUAGUGAUGCACAUGUAUGUAACGUAAACUGUGCGGAAUGUAUGGAGAUAGAUAUUCUUGUAGGACAAGUCUAGCUUAGGGUUGGUCUAGAGUAGGUUUACAAGAGUUGACACUCGUUGCAGAGAAACGUUUCGUACUUUCACGGAAAAGACACGUCUGAGCCGCAAAACCCCUCAGGGACAGAGGAAAGUGAAUCUUCGCCACAAAGGCAAUGCAAUUACCAUUGACCAGACCUUUGUAAUUGAUCAAAUUUCCCCGGCGACAAAAAGCAUUCUCUUGUAAAAUUGCAAAUGGACUCAAUAUGAGCCUUGGAAUACAUCCAAACAUCGUGAAAGCGCCAUCAGUUCAACUGCGAAGUCAUAAAUUCUCGAGGACAAAAAUCGGAAAGUGAAAAUGCAGUGAUUUGAAAGCUAUCUUUCUGUCAGUUUGAAAGAAAGAGUGAGACAAUAACAAUCCACGAGGCCAGUUGUAUUGAUUUAAGAAGGCGCCAUUGCUUUGAAAGGUCAACCAGUCCCCAGGUAUAUAUAUAGCGGGCUGUAUCGAUUGCCGUAUUGUGGACGAAAAACACAGACGAAACUAAUGAUAUUGCCAAUGUGGCACAAGUCACUACCUUAACUUGCCACUUAAGUCAUGUAAGUGAAAUAACAAAGAAUUAUCUAUCGGUUCUCUCUUUAUAUAUGUACAUAUAAUUCAAUUCUUUGCAUAAAUGGCAGCAGUACUGGUUGUUACAAUGUUCCUAAAAUUUUAUUUUGUACGUAACUUUAUAACAUCGUGACUCACCAAUUAAGUAUUUUAUUGUCUUUCCUCAAGGUUUUAUGGAGUGUUUAUCCUCAACUAAUUUAAUUUGUCCUCUGCAUAUCAGAUAUGGCAAGGGAUAGAUGAAACCAUUAAGCUAAGUGCUGUGUGGAUAAUUGGAUAUGCACCACUUUAAUGUGGAUGGGUUCAUUUCUGAAUGUAUGUCGUGUAUACCUAGCCUUAUUCUGUCAUAUUGACAUUUAUGCCAUGAAACGUGUUUUUAGCUAAUUUCUUGUCAAUUGUAAUGUUGUGUCCUCAAACUAUUUGUUGCAAAUGUUUUCGAAGAAUAUUCAUGAAAAUUUGAUUGCUGGUGUCUGUACUUUUAAAAAAAUGUGUGUUUUCCAUUGUCAAACAUGUCCAUUGUAUUGUUCAAGCUCAUUACAUUUUUUAUAAGAUAAAUGUGUAUAAAGGACUAUUAGAGAAAGAUUGAUCACUAAUGGAAAUGUAUUUCACAGGUGAUCCAUGACCUCAUAGCUGAACUAUGACCAUAAACUAUGACAUCAAAUGACACUGUUGUACUUUAUUCCUUUCCCUGGACAUCUCCUUUCUCGUACUGAUCAAGAACUUGAUAUCUUCUAUGCACAAGCGAAAAUACUGCAGUGCAUUUAAGAUAUAAAUGCAAUACAUAUAUUGAGGUUUAAUCCAUUUCUUCUUCUCUGGAGUGUUGGUAAUCAACACAUUGUUUUCAUCAGCAAAAACACAGCAGCAUCUUAGGUUCACAUAAAAUACUGCAGAUAUGAAGCCAGGAGAAACCUUCUCCACUCCCCCAGCAG